This is a messenger RNA of Sinocyclocheilus rhinocerous, 3454 nucleotides long. Its product is annotated as extended synaptotagmin-2-A-like. Lineage: Eukaryota; Metazoa; Chordata; Actinopteri; Cypriniformes; Cyprinidae. Gene Ontology annotation, biological process: lipid transport. Gene Ontology annotation, cellular component: endoplasmic reticulum membrane. Gene Ontology annotation, molecular function: phosphatidylcholine binding; phosphatidylinositol binding; calcium ion binding. The record is from RefSeq and is a predicted model, not a curated record. The transcript is spliced from 21 exons.
UCUGCAGUUGCUUGGCUCAGGGUGGCGAGUUUGCGCUGUCCGCGACUUUUACUGACCUCCUGAGACCCGCUGUGUGUGCGCGUGUGUGUGUGAAGCGCUCAGCUGUCUGUCAUAAACCAGCACAACAGCACGGGCUUCUCCAGAGCACGCGUACAGAGGCGCUGGCGACAGCUGAGUUGGGUCUUCAGUUAUGCACAGCUAGAUUAAAGCAAAGCGAGCCAGUAUCCGCGUCAAAAUGGACUGGUGUAUAGGCGAACUAACGUGAAAACAUCCUCAAAUUGAUUUAGCCCAGCGUUGUACUUGAACCACGGGAUGAUCUGUAGUAUCUUGUUGUUUACUCUCGAAGCUUUUGCAUUGAAGCGCAAUGUUCACGUUUGACAGCCCUGCGUAACAUUUCGUCCGCGCUGAACAUGACAGAGGACAUAAUGACGGCUGUGCGCCGAAAUCUUUCUCAAACAGCAGGUGCCUCGGGACAAAAGGAUAGCGGACAAACUGAACCGACAAACGGGGCGAUUCCUUCCUCCUCACCCGCGGAGCUGAGCCAGGACUCCGCAUCCUGCACCAGCGAACUGACGCGCACGUGGCUGCAGUUCGCCAAGACCUUCGUCAUUAUCUUCCCCAUAUAUGUCUUGGGUUAUUUUGAGUUCAGUUUUAGUUGGCUUUUAAUCGCCCUCACGAUAUUUUUCUUUUGGAAAAGAAACACUAGGUGUAAGAACACUAGGUUGAAUAGAGCACUUUCGUUUUUUGCGCAAGAAGACACAGUUAAACAGGAGCUGGAGGCAACUGAGUUACCAUCAUGGGUUCAUUAUCCAGAUGUGGAGAGAGUUGAGUGGCUAAAUAAGACAGUGAAACAGAUGUGGCCUUACGUGUGUCAGUUUGUGGAGAAGCUGUUUAAAGAAACAAUCGAGCCAGCAAUCAAAGAAGCCAAUGCCCACCUCAGUACAUUCAGCUUCACCAAGAUCGAUCUUGGAGAUAAGCCUCUCAGAAUCAAUGGGGUCAAAGUUUACUCUGAGAACGUGGACAAACGGCAGAUCAUCAUGGACCUUCAGAUCAGCUAUGUUGGAAAUACUGAAAUCGAUGUGGAUGUCAAAAGGUACUACUGUAGAGCAGGGAUCAAAAGUAUACAGCUACAUGGAGUUCUGCGGGUGAUUCUUGAGCCACUUUUGGGGAAUAUGCCGCUGGUUGGUGCUCUUUCCCUCUUCUUCCUCAAGAAGCCACUAUUGGACAUAAACUGGACAGGCCUCACAAAUAUAUUGGACAUUCCAGGGCUUAAUGGCUUUUCAGACCACAUGAUCCAGGAUAUUAUCAGCACUUACAUGGUGUUGCCUAACAGGAUCACUGUACCACUGAUAGGUGAGGUUGAACUGGCACAGCUUCGUUUCCCUAUGCCAAAGGUGAAUACACUCACGCAUCUCAUCAAACCCUACAAAUGUUUAUUCAUAUUAAUAUUCAUUAACCUCUCAUUGUCUUUGCUGUAUACACACACACACACACACACACACACACACACACAUUUACUGCGCUCGUAAGACUGAAAUGCGUUUCAUCAUCAGGCACUAGUAUAUGAACAUUCAGGACAACAUCUGGAAAUUGAGCUCUUCGAUGAAGACCCAGAUAAAGAUGACUUCUUGGGCAGUCUAAUGAUUGACUUGAGUGAGCUUCAUAAAGAACAGAAGGUUGAUGAGUGGUUUGACUUGGAAGAAGUUACUACAGGCAAACUUCAUCUGAGAUUAGAGUGGCUGUCAUUGUACCCGAGUGCUGAGAAACUAGAUCAAGUAUUAAGGAGCAUAAGGGCUAAUGAAAAUCUUUCCUCAGCUCUGCUAGUUGUUUACCUGGACUCUGCCAGUAAUUUGCCGACCAGUCCUCUUGACUUUAACCCUGAUGGCCCCAAACCCCCUUAUAAAGGCCUGAAGCAGUCUGGGAAAAAAGUGAGCAUAGAUCCAAAUCCUUUUGUCAAACUGACUGUAGGACAAAAGAUGUACACAAGCAAGGUGAGGUUUAAAACUAGUGAGCCGCUGUGGGAGGAGGCUUUUCACUUCCUUAUCAACAACCCCCGCACUCAGGAACUGGAAAUUGAGGUGAGGGAUAGUAAGCACAAGUGCUCUCUGGGUAGUGUGCGGGUGGCAGUUGCUUCUCUCCUGAAGGAGGCGGACAUGACGCUGAAUCAGCAGUUCCCCCUGCAGAACUCUGGCCCCAGCAGCACCCUCAAACUCAAAAUGGCUCUCAGGGUCCUCUGUUUAGAGAAGGAGGUCACAUCCAGCCAACCGUCUUCUGUCCGGGUCAGACACAGUAGUCAGAAUAACUCUUGCGUGACCCCUCAACCUCAAACAGUCACUAGCACCAGCAACUCCACAGUCAUCCAGCCAUCACAAAACCCAUCUUGUACCCUCGCACCGGACACCCCUCAAGGGAAAAGAGGAUCUGAUGGCUCCCCGGUGCGGUUAGCAGAGGCAGGCCGCAGUGUCUCCAGUCUGGAGAUAAGCAGCUCGCACAAGCAUCAGUCUCACAGAGACUCUACACCUAGUCUGGCCUCUGACAUUUCGCUGCCGUCUGCCACACUGGAACUGCAGCAGAGGUUACAGAAGCUACAAAACGGCUCUGGGCUGAGACAGUAUCCACUCGGUGAAGUCCAGCUCACUAUCCGACACAGCUCACAAAGAAAUAAACUUAUUGUAGUGGUUCAUGCCUGCAGAAACCUCAUAGCACUGACUAAAGAUGGUUCAGACCCAUACAUCCGUCUGUACCUGUUACCAGACAAGAGCCGGAGGGGCCGCAGAAAAACCAGCACACUCAAGAAGACGCUCAAUCCUAUCUACGACCAGUCCUUUGAGUUCAGUGUGUCUAUAGUGGAACUGCACAGGAGAACUUUGGAUGUCGCUGUCAAGAAUGGAGGAGGACUGUUGUCCAAACACAAAGUACUACUAGGCAAGGCACUUGCGGACUUGGCAAGUGAAGACAUUUCGAAAGGAUGGACUCAAUGGUAUCAUCUAACGGAGGAUGGCUCGAAGAAGAUAAUUCAGAUGUAGUGGUCCAUGCUAGAAAGCAGAAAUGAAUGGAACAGCAGAUAACUGGGACAUGUCACGGCAUGCACAGGAUAAUGUAGAGGCUUUAGUAGCAGAAGAGCAGUGCUGGACUAACUAAACCAGGCUACUUCUACUGGGAUUUACACUGGCCUACAAAGUGUCUCUCUCAUUCUCACCAAAGCUAAAAUUGCCACCUGAAGCAUCUGUCCCGCUUACUUUCACUUUCUCAAAGGAUUCAAUCUGAUAGUCUUUUUAAUUUUGUCUGCUUGUUUGUUUUAUCCUUUUAUUCAUCUUAUUGGUGUUUGGUCGCAUAACUUCACUUUUUAUCAGAUAAAAAUGGUUGCCCAUGAAGUUAUGAAACAACAGUAGACAAAAAGAUCAUUAGAUUUAUUAUUAAAUGUGCCUUUAUUUGUUGUAUUUAAGUUAUUUUG